Messenger RNA from Coregonus clupeaformis (lake whitefish), 1484 nucleotides. Its product is annotated as small nuclear ribonucleoprotein Sm D1. Gene Ontology annotation, biological process: RNA processing; spliceosomal snRNP assembly. Gene Ontology annotation, molecular function: RNA binding. The record is from RefSeq and is a predicted model, not a curated record. Lineage: Eukaryota; Metazoa; Chordata; Actinopteri; Salmoniformes; Salmonidae. The transcript is spliced from 4 exons. Bases 131 to 490 code for a protein of 119 amino acids. Gene Ontology annotation, cellular component: U4 snRNP; commitment complex; SMN-Sm protein complex.
CUGUAGCGUGUUUUUAUGACGCCGGUGUUCCUGCGACGAAAACGUAUUUUAUACACAGCGGCCUGUGCACUCGUAGGCUGUAAUUUUUUUGUCUUUGGUGGAGGUUUUGUCUCUGCAAUCCAUCACCAACAUGAAACUCGUACGCUUUUUGAUGAAACUCAGCCACGAGACUGUGACAAUAGAGCUGAAGAAUGGAACCCAGGUCCAUGGAACUAUCACAGGUGUGGAUGUGAGUAUGAACACUCACCUGAAGGCGGUGAAGAUGACUCUGAAGAACCGUGAGCCCACCCAGCUGGAGAGCCUCAGUAUCCGUGGGAACAACAUCAGAUACUUCAUCCUGCCGGACAGCCUGCCGCUGGACACCCUGCUGGUCGACAUAGAACCCAAAGUCAAGUCCAAGAAGAGAGAAGCUGUGGCUGGGCGUGGAAGGGGCAGAGGCAGAGGGCGUGGCAGGGGGAGGGGCCGAGGCAGGGGAGGGCCCAGGAGAUGAUCGCCAUGACUACACGGCUGUCAGUCAUGUCCUACUGUUUGUACAGCAACGUCUUUGUUUUGUUGUAAUUUUUCGGAGGAAACUUUUGUGAAUCCCGAGCCUGGUUUUUGUUUCUUAUUUUGUAUGUUAAAGAUGUUCCACAUGGCAGAGAAGUGUCUUGAGUGCUUUAUUGUCAUACUUGCCUUGGUUGAUGUGCAAUUGUGCAUGUGUAGUUGGUCCAGUUGUUAGCAGUGAUUGGUUGUUUGCAAACUAACGCCUCUCUUUAGAACAGAUGUUUUUGUUGAACAUGUGAAAGAGCUGUCAUUUGACUCACUGAUUUGCAUACUGUUACUACUGCUUUUUGAGCUCCAGACAACGAUUAUCUGUAGAUAAGUUCUUAAAACAUUCUCUGAAGAUAGUAAUUCCUCACUGCAGGAACAAUAGAUGGUGAGGAGGGAGCCUCAUUCUGGUCCACAUGCAUUUUUACAGUGCAAUUAAAUAAAAUAAAAGUUUGAACGCCUAUCACGAUCUGACCUAAUGGCAGGCAACUUUUUAGGCUUUACGUUAGAUAUUUGCACACAAAACAAUCAUGGCUUUAGGCACUACUGAACGAAGAGCCGGUUCGGAGCCAAAUUAACAGCUCUUUUUGCUGAAUGGAGCCACAUGAUCCAGCUCACUGAACUCGGAAUGCUCAUCACUAGUUAGAACUGUAGCUAACUGAACAUCUAUCAGGUAUUAUGCAUUUAUUGGUGGGCUGACUGGAUUUUUCACCCUAUAAAUAAAUGUUUUAGCGACAUUAAAUGUACAUUUGGUUGUUUGUGCAUCAACACGUUUACCAUAUAUCCACCACUGGUAACCCAGCAGUAGGACCACAGGUGAAUAAUGCCCCCGUGUGGUAAGAUGUCAAACCAACUAAAGAAUUACGAUGAACAAUAUGAUUUGGAAGACAAGAUGUAUUAGGACUAUAAAACAACUUUUUGUCCCCUGAAACACUAUUUUUAAACAAAUGCAACUU